Molecule: messenger RNA, 456 nt
Organism: Phytophthora sojae
Lineage: Eukaryota; Oomycota; Peronosporomycetes; Peronosporales; Peronosporaceae
Exons: 2
Coding region: 1-456 (151 amino acids)
Biological process (GO): Golgi organization; intracellular protein transport; endoplasmic reticulum to Golgi vesicle-mediated transport
Cellular component (GO): Golgi apparatus; endoplasmic reticulum-Golgi intermediate compartment; COPII-coated ER to Golgi transport vesicle
Source: RefSeq, a predicted model, not a curated record
AUGCAGGUGACGAUCCCGUCGGGCGCCGCCGAGUGUUUCGCCGUGGAGGCGGAGAACUUCAAGCACGGCAUCUCGCUCAACUACGAGGUGCUACGUGGCGUGGCCGAGGAGCUGGAGACGGAGCUCACGGACGGCAAGGACCAGGUCGUGUACGCGCGCAAGGGCCCGUCCGGGAGGUACGUGAGCCCCAUCGGGGAGGGCGGAAUGCACGCCGUGUGCUUCAAGAACGAGCGCGCGCCCGUGGGGGACGUCACCAUCGGCUUCUCCUUCCACGCAGACGACCCGAGCCACGAGGUGCUGUCCAACGCGGACGCCACCAAGAUCAAGCAAGUGCAGGAGCUGGAGGACAUCGUGUACGAGCUCAGCGUGAACCUCGACACUGUCAAGGAUACCCAAGCGUACAUGAAGGCGAUCACGAACCACCACAAUGAUCGUACGUUCUGCACGUGCAAAUGA